Messenger RNA from Myodes glareolus (Bank vole), 1850 nucleotides. It is a transcript of the gene Amigo3, whose product is annotated as adhesion molecule with Ig like domain 3. The record is from RefSeq and is a predicted model, not a curated record. Gene Ontology annotation, cellular component: membrane. Lineage: Eukaryota; Metazoa; Chordata; Mammalia; Rodentia; Cricetidae. Gene Ontology annotation, molecular function: protein binding. Gene Ontology annotation, biological process: brain development.
AUGGCCUGGCUGCUGGUGCCAGGCAUACUACUGUGCAUGCUGGGUGCUGGAUUAGGCACUUCAGAUUUGGAGGACCUUCUGCCUCUUGCUCCCCACAACUGCCCCAAUAAAUGCAUCUGUGCUGCCGAUGUGCUGAGCUGCGCGGGUCAUGGAUUACAGGACGUGCCGGUAGCAUUACCUGCUACUGCUGCAGAACUCGACUUGAGCCACAAUGCACUCAAACGUCUGUACCCUGGCUGGCUAGCACCCCUCUCCCGGCUGCGUGUCCUGUACCUAGGCUACAAUAAAUUGGAUGUGCUGGGCCACGGUGUCUUCACCAAUGCCAGUGGCUUGAGGACACUUGAUCUAUCAUCUAAUAUGUUGAAGAUACUCCACACCCAUGACCUGGAUGGACUGGGGAGGCUGGAGAGACUGCUUCUGUUCAAUAACCGCCUGGUACACUUGGACCUGGACGCCUUCCAGGGUUUGAACAUGCUCAGCCAUCUCUAUCUUGGCUGCAAUGAACUCACCUCUUUUUCUUUCAACCACUUGCAUGGUCUGGGAACAACCCACCUGCGCACUCUAGACCUGUCCUCCAACUGGCUGAGACACAUCUCCAUCUCCAGGCUGGCUGCACUGCCGGCUUUCCUCAAGAAUGGGCUCUACUUGCACAACAACCCACUGCCCUGUAACUGCCGCCUCUACCACCUGCUCCAGCGCUGGCACCAGCGGGGCCUAAGUGCCCUGCGGGAUUUUGCGCGUGAGUACACAUGCUUGGUCUUUCAGGUUUCAGCAUCCAGAGUGCGCUUCUUUGAGCACAGCCGGGUGUUUGAGAACUGCUCGGCUGCUGCAGCUCUAGACUUAGAACUGCCUGAAGAACAGCUGGACACGCAAGUGGGGCAGUCCCUGAGGCUCUACUGCAACACCAGCAUGCCUGCUGCGCGAGUAGCCUGGGUUUCACCAAAAAAUGAGCUGCUUGUUGCACCAGGCUCCCAGGAUGGCAGCAUUGCUGUGUUGGCUGAUGGCAGCUUAGCGAUACACAAGGUACAAGAGCAGCACGCUGGCAUCUUUGUGUGCCUGGCAACUGGGCCCCGCCUGCACCACAACCAGACACUUGAGUUCAAUGUGAGUGUGCAUAAACCGCGGCCUGAGCCGGAGACUUUCAACACAGGCUUCACCACAUUGCUGGGCUGUAUUGUGGGCCUGGUGCUGGUGCUGCUCUACUUGUUUGCACCACCGUGUCGUGGCUGCUGUCACUGCUGCCGACGUUGCCGGCGGACCUGCCGUAACCGCUGCUGGCCCCGAGCACCCAGUCCACUCCAGGAGCUGAGUGCACAGUCCUCAGUGCUCAGCACUACGCCACCAGAUGCACCCAGCCGCAAGGCCAGUGUCCACAAGCAUGUGGUCUUCCUGGAGCCGGGCAAGAAAGGUCUCAAUGGCCGUGUGCAGCUAGCAGUAGCUGAAGACUUCGAUCUGUGCAAUCCCAUGGAGUUGCAACUCAAGGCUGGCUCAGAGUCAGCCAGUUCCACAGGCUCAGACGGUCUCAUGAUGACCUAGACUGCCUAGGUAUCCCCACACAGGACAUAGACCUCCUGCUGCUUGCCCUGCCUGCUGCUGCAGUUUAGAGAACUGACAUGCUGGGGGGAUGCGCUGUGCCUGGUCCUUCAACUGCAUGUGAGCCUUGACCUGGACCAUAAUCGUUCUACUCACUGGUAAAGGGGUUGAGGCUCCCCAAUUUGCCUUCUGCUCUGCCUAGCUCAGGAUAAGGCCUCGGACUACAAGAGCCUGCUUUCCCUAGGACCUCUUUGAGUAACCAAAUGUUCCAUGAAGAUUAGGGUAAGAGUCCUUGCAUUAAAACUCUGGGACCACUU